AUGAAUUCCAAGAACAAUGUGACACAGGUUCAUUACACAUCAUUACUUUUGAUAGAACUUCAAAACAUUGAGGAAACCCAAAGAAUGCUCUAGGAUUCCAAAUAUAGAGUUACUUCAUUGGAAAAUAAAAUAGCUCUAUUAACCAAUUACACCAAUAAGUUUGCACAGAUUAUCGAUGAAAAGUAAGCUAUUCUAGAAGUGACUGAAAAUACCGUUUCUGAAUUGGUCCAAAUUCGAGAAAACGAAGUUGCCAUGUUCGAAAGAAGGAGAAGCGAAAUAACCAUGUCCAGCGGCAUCGUUCGCAGAUCCAAAGGAUUGAUUGGGUAAUUGAUACCCAAAAUGCCAGAUCUUGCACCUUAAACCAAAUUUGCUAAGCAGGACAAUGAAUUAGAGGUUAGUUACGAGGACAUACGAUAAGAAUUCGUAUAGGUACGAUCAUAGGCUAAGGAGUAAUUGGGAGAAUAAAAUCCCUUUAGUUAAAUCAUUGAGUCAUUCGCCCAAAUUCCAGAAUAGACUGGAAAUCUAGAACAUGUCACUUAUGUUAUUGACAUGCUUGCAAAUAUGGAACAAAACUUAGCAGACACUAACAUCGUUCUCUUUAAUGCUGAAUAAUAACGAAUAGAAUUGCAUGAACGCUUGUUGGAACAUAUUGAUGAAAAGACUGAGAAAUUAAACGAACAGAUUUCAGAAUUAGGAUAGAUGAUCGCAGAUAUGGAAUAAUAGAUUCAAGAUCAUUAAGCAGAAAUAUAAGCUGAAUUAGAAAAUCAAGAGAAUAUUCAUUAAAUCUAUGAAGAAUACAUUGAUGCACAUGAAUCAACUUUGCAUACACAUGACGAGGACAUUAAAAAUAACAUCUUACUCAUUAAAAUGAUUAGAACUCUCAAAACUGACUUUAUGAAUGAUUUCGAAGCAAGUUCAAGAUAUAUUUUGACUCCCCGUUUUCAUUUUUAAAAUUUAUCCAGUUUAUGA
Molecule: messenger RNA, 969 nt
Organism: Paramecium tetraurelia
Lineage: Eukaryota; Ciliophora; Oligohymenophorea; Peniculida; Parameciidae
Exons: 5
Source: RefSeq, a predicted model, not a curated record